Molecule: messenger RNA, 2748 nt
Organism: Suncus etruscus (white-toothed pygmy shrew)
Lineage: Eukaryota; Metazoa; Chordata; Mammalia; Eulipotyphla; Soricidae
Gene: COG5
Product: component of oligomeric golgi complex 5
Exons: 22
Coding region: 9-2516 (835 amino acids)
Biological process (GO): intra-Golgi vesicle-mediated transport
Cellular component (GO): COG complex
Source: RefSeq, a predicted model, not a curated record
CCGCCAUCAUGCCGGCACCUGCCAACAUGGAAGGUGGCCCGGGCGCUGUUGCCGGGAGGGAACGCGGCGCUCCGGGCUCCGGAGCGGCGGCGGCGACGGUCCGCGAGCUUCUGCCGGAUGAAUGUUACAGUGAUUUUUUAAGUGAAGACUUUGAUGUGAAGUCUUACACUUCUCAGUCUAUUCAUCAAGCUGUUAUUGCUGAACAACUCGCAAAACUUGCCCAGGGAAUCAGUCAGCUGGAUAAAGAACUACACCUACAGGUUGUUGCAAGACAUGAAGAUUUACUGGCGCAAGCAACUGGGAUUGAGUCUUUGGAAGGUGUCCUUCAGAUGAUGCAGACAAGAAUUGGUGCUUUGCAAGGAGCUGUUGAUAGGAUGAAAGCAAAAAUUGUUGAACCGUACAAUAAAAUAGUGUCUCGUACUGCACAACUAGCAAGACUUCAGGUUGCCUGUGAUUUACUUCGGAGAAUAAUUCGCAUUUUGUAUCUCAGUAAGAGACUCCAAGGACAACUGCAAGGGGGCAGUAAAGAGAUAACGAAAGCUGCUCAGAGUCUUAAUGAACUUGAUUAUCUUUCACAAGGAAUAGAUCUUUCUGGAAUAGAAGUAAUAGAGAAUGACCUUCUUUUUAUUGCACGAGCUCGACUGGAAGUAGAAAAUCAAGCCAAGCGCCUAUUGGAGCAGGGUGUCGAAACCCAGAACCCAACUCAAGUUGGAACAGCCCUUCAGGUGUUUUAUAAUCUUGGAGCUUUGAAGGACACUAUCGCUGACCUCAUGGAUGGGUACCGUGCUACGUUAGAAGAAAAUAUCAACAGUGCAUUAGAUAUCAAAGUUCUGACUCAGCCUUCCCAGUCAGUUGUGAGAGGGGGACCUGGGCGAUCUACUAUGCCAACCCCAGGAAACACUGCAGCUUUCCGUGCUUCCCUUUGGACCAACAUAGAGAAACUUAUGGAUCAUAUAUGUAAUGUUUGUGGACAGGUUCAACAUCUACAAAAAAUAUUAGCUAAGAAGAGAGAUCCUGUUUCUCACAUUUGUUUUAUUGAAGAAAUAGUGAAGGAUGAGCAAUCUGAAAUUUUAUACUCUUUCUGGAAUUCAAUCACUCAAGCACUUACUUCUCAAUUUCAUAUGGCAACAAAUUCCUCUAUGUUUUUGAAACAGGCAUUUGAAGGAGAAUAUCCUAAAUUAUUGCGUCUUUAUAACGAUUUAUGGAAGCGUCUUCAACAGUACAGCCAAACUAUUCAAGGGAAGUUUAAUGCCAGUGGAGCUACUGAUCCCUAUUUUGACCUCCAACACUUGGAAGAUGAUACACAGGACAUAUUCAUACCCAAAAGGCCAGACUAUGAUCCAGAAAAAGCUUUGAAAGACUCUCUGCAACCUUAUGAAGCAGCUUACUUAUCAAAAUCCUUAUCAAGACUCUUUGAUCCCAUCAACUUGGUUUUCCCUCCUGGUGGUCGUAAUCCUCCUUCUGCAGAUGAACUUGAUGGUAUCAUUAAAACGAUAGCAAGUGAAUUAAACGUAGCUGCUGUUGAUGCAAAUCUCACAUUAGCUGUGUCAAAAAAUGUGUCAAAGACCAUCCAGUUGUAUGGUGUAAAAUCGGAGCAGCUUCUCUGUACACAAGGAGAUGCAAGUCAAGUUAUUGGACCUCUUACAGAAGGGCAAAGAAGAAAUGUAGCAGUAGUGAAUUCAUUGUUUAAGUUGCACCAAUCAGUAACAAAGGUGAUUUCCAGUCAGAGCUCUUUCCCACCAGCAGCUGAACAAACUAUAAUUUCAGCCCUAAAGACAAUACAUGAUCUUAUGGGAAAUGCAGUGCAGCCUUUACUGACAUCUGUGGGAGAUGCUAUUGAGGCCAUAAUCAUCACCAUGCAUCAAGAAGACUUUUCUGGAUCAGUAUCAGGCUUAGGAAAGCCUGAUAUUCCUUGUUCUCUGUACAUGAAGGAGCUUCAAGGUUUUAUUGCCAGAGUUAUGAGUGAUUAUUUUAAGCACUUUGAAUGCUUGGAUUUUGUCUUUGACAACACUGAAACUAUUGCUCAAAGAGCAAUUGAACUGUUUAUUCGCCAUGCCAGUUUCAUAAGACCUCUUGGUGAAAAUGGAAAAAUGCGACUUGCUGCUGAUUUCGCACAGAUGGAGUUGGCUGUGGGUCCAUUCUGUAGAAGAGUAUCUGAUUUAGGAAAGUCCUAUAGAAUGCUGAGAUCAUUCAGACCACUGCUUUUCCAGACCAGUGAACAUGUGGCCAACAGUCCUGCUCUAGGGGACCUUAUUCCAUUCAGCACUAUCAUUCAGUUUUUGUUCACAAGAGCUCCUGCCGAGUUAAAAUCUCCCUUCCAGCGGGCAGAAUGGUCCCAUGCACGCUUCUCUCAGUGGCUAGAUGACCACCCAUCAGAAAAGGACAGACUUAUUCUCAUCAGGGGAUCCCUAGAAGCAUACGUUCAGUUGGUGAAAAGUAGAGAUGGCAAAGAAUUUGCACCGGUUUAUCCCAUAAUGGUUCAACUGCUUCAAAGAGCGAUGGCUGCUUUUCAGUAAUAAUGGGAAGAAUUUGCUAAUCAUUUUGUUUCCGCCAGCCAGGGUUUGCAGUUAAAUUAAACAUAUACUCUAAAGACAGCUAAUAACUGUAAUAUAAUAAUGUAAUAGAUUUUCCAGUACUUCCUAUUAAUGUUGUUGAUCUUUCUAAAGUCUAUUUAAUAUGAUUUGUCAUUGCCUUUAAACCUCAUGAAUGUUCUUUUUCCAGAAAAACGUCCAACUAUCUCAAAUAUCC